Messenger RNA from Schistosoma intercalatum, 1367 nucleotides. The record is from the annotation of a GenBank genome assembly. NCBI's taxonomy places the organism in Eukaryota, Metazoa, Platyhelminthes, Trematoda, Strigeidida, Schistosomatidae.
AGAAUAUUCAUUCUGGUCAAAAUAUGAUUCAAUUGUAUUCAAUAGGAGUUUACGAUUAAAAGAUUCAUUUCAUAAUUUUAGAAAUCAAAUCUAUUCAGAUUCAUGUAUUGAGGAUAAUUUGAAAAAAUGGAAAUGUUGUGAACAACCUAAUCAUCCAAGUUGUUCUACAUUACCAUCGAAAACAAAAGCUAUUGAAACUAUGCUAAGUGAUCCACAAACUGAUAUUAGUUUAGUAUUUGCUUAUCUAUGGUGUACAAAAGUAUGGGCAAAUUUUCACACAUUUAAUGGUACACAACAAAGAGAUUUUCUCGAGGAUAUAGAAACAGGCUGUCCAAAUCCAUGUCUUGGAAAUCCAUGUAAAAAUACUCAAGGUGUAAAGAAUCAUAUUUGUCAAGUUACAGGAACUUUUGAGAAUGAAUAUCAAUGUCAUUGUAAAGAAGAAAUGAUUUGGGAUAAAGAUUUAAGAAUAUGUCUCCCAAUAAAUCCAUGUGAUAGAAAAAGAUUUCAAGUGUGUAUACCUGAAAAUACCCUUCAAUGUAUUGCUUAUAAUAGUUCUGAAUAUGAAUGUAUUUGUAAAUCAGAAUAUAUGGGAAUUGAUUGUUCAUUACCACGUGAUGCAUGUUAUGAACGAGUAGAUAAAUCACAGUCCAACGGAAAUUUGAACUGUCAAAUUCAUCUAGGAAAUAUAUGUCAACCUAUUUUAGGAACAGAUUAUUAUCAAUGUAUAUGUUUAGAAAGCUAUCAAUCUUUAUUGUAUACUUCUGAACCAAAUUGUUUUGGAAGAAUCAAUCCUUGCCAUACAAUACAUAUAACUGAUCUACUGAUCGAUUCAAGUUUAAAUGAUGAAAAGAAAAAUUUCCAAAUAGUUCCAAAUAAAAACCAAUAUAUCUACCCUAGUACUGUUAUAUAUUGGGGUUUAACUUGCCUUAAUGGUGGUCAGUGUGUUGCUUCAGAAGAUUUCACACAUGCUGCUUGUGUUUGUCCCACUGCUCCAGACGGUUCAUUAUUAUAUACUGGAUUGAACUGUGAAUAUUCCAUUGGAAUUUGGUCAUCUUGGACACUACCUUCACCGUGCUUUCCAGAAGAUUGUGGUUUGUCACGUUAUCGUUGGAGAAGGAGACAAUGUUUGAACAAUACCAUCGAUGAUAAUAUGAUUUUCCAUUCUUCUAAUUCGUCAGCUAAAUUAAAUGACAUUGACACCUUAAAAAGAAGGAUGCCACUUCCUUGUCCAGGAGCUUCAGAAGAAACAUAAAUAUUAGUACAAAGAAGCGCCGGAUAUAUAUACGCUACACAAGUCACUCGAUUUGCAUGUGGACUGUGAUACUGCACGGGUGCCCAGACCCAAACAGGCGGUUUUCUUAUGGAGC